Lepidothrix coronata (blue-crowned manakin) is the source of this 2329-nucleotide messenger RNA. It is a transcript of the gene TMEFF1, whose product is annotated as transmembrane protein with EGF like and two follistatin like domains 1. Bases 1 to 1194 code for a protein of 397 amino acids. Gene Ontology annotation, molecular function: protein binding. The transcript has 10 exons. The record is from RefSeq and is a predicted model, not a curated record. Lineage: Eukaryota; Metazoa; Chordata; Aves; Passeriformes; Pipridae.
AUGCUGCGGGCCUGCCACCGCCAUCCCGCUGCCGCCGGCGCUGGUCUUCGGCCGCCCCUCGCCAUGCUGGGAGAGAGCCCGACCGCCGCCCGGCCGCUCCUGCGGGCGGGACCCCCGCUGGCGCUGUGCUACACCUCGGCCCUCCUGGUUCUCGCCCUCUCCGCCCUGCCCGCCGGCCGCGCCUCCCAUCCCCUGCCCGGCUCCGAGUGCCAGGGCGGCGGCAAGGGGAAAGGCAUCAACUGCUCAGAGUUAAAUGUAAGGGAAUCCGACAUAAGAGUGUGUGAUGAAUCAUCCUGUAAAUAUGGAGGAGUGUGCAAGGAAGAGGGCGAUGGUGUGAAAUGUGCGUGUCAGUUCCAGUGUCACACAAACUAUAUUCCAGUUUGUGGAUCAAAUGGAGACACUUACCAAAAUGAAUGCUUCCUCAGGAGAGCUGCUUGCAAGCAUCAGAAAGAGAUAACAGUGGUAUCAAGAGGACCCUGUUAUUCUGAUAAUGGCUCUGGGUCAGGAGAAGGAGAGUAUGAAGGAUCUGGGACAGAAGUUCAGAGAAAACACUCAAAAUGUGGAGUUUGCAAAUAUAGGGCUGAGUGUGAUGAAGAUGCAGAAAAUGUUGGGUGUGUAUGUAAUAUAGACUGCAGUGGAUACAGUUUUAAUCCUGUAUGUGCUUCUGAUGGAAGUUCCUAUAACAAUCCAUGCUUUGUUAGAGAAGCGUCAUGUCUGAGGCAAGAGCAGAUUGACAUCAGGCAUCUCGGACACUGCUCAGAAACAGAUGACACAAAUGCAGUUGGAAAGAAAGAUGAUGGCAUGCAGUAUCGGCCAGAAGUGAAAGAUGCCAGUGAUCAAAGAGAAGACAUUUACAUUGGAAAUCAUAUACCUUGUUCAGAAAGCUUCAAUGGUUACUGUAUACAUGGAAAAUGUGAAUUCAUUUAUUCCACUCAGAAGGCUUCCUGCCGGUGUGAAUCAGGAUAUACUGGACAGCACUGUGAAAAGACAGACUUUAGUAUUCUUUAUGUUGUCCCAAGUAGACAAAAGCUUACGCAUGUUCUUAUUGCAGCAAUAAUUGGAGCUGUACAGAUUGCCAUUAUAGUUGCAAUUGUCAUGUGCAUAACAAGAAAAUGCCCCAAAAACAAUAGAGGACGUCGGCAGAAGCAAAACCUAGGCCAUUUUACUUCAGAUACAUCAUCCAGAAUGGUUUAACUUAGUGCUUUUUAUACCUACAUUGACCAUGUGAUGUACAUUUUUAUUAUAUCUUUUUUUAAAGAAUGGAAAUAUUUAUUUCAGAGGCCUUAUUUUUGAACAUUUUUAGUGUAACAAUGUUGGUCUGUAUUCUGAAAGCAUCAGCUCUAACAGCUAUGGACUGGUUUAGUAUCUUUACUUUUAUGUUUUUGAAUACAGUAGUUCAUUUUCUGUAUCUGUGUCACAUGGUUAUAUAAUAGACUUGUGCUUUAUCCAUGGAAUGUAAUAUUUUUGGGAACACAGAUUUAUUCCAACAAUGGUUGUAGACUUAAAAAACCCCAACAAACCAACAAAAAAAGUCCACAUUACCUAACAAACAAGGCAUGAACUAAAGGUAAAAAUGUUUACAGCUUACUUUUCUUAUGAGGAACUAGAAAACACUGUGUUUAAAUACCGUAGAUAUUUAAAUGUUUUUGGAAGUUAGUAACUGAUUUUUUAGACACUGCCUAUCGCAUGAACUGUGAAGCUGUGUGCUGUGUGUAGUUGUAACAUAUUUAUAAAAUGUGUGGGCUGGGUCUAAGCACUGCCAUCUUCAUAAAUAAUUCCAACAAUUUAUUUUUAAAGAGGAAAAUUAUAAAUUUCAUAAUUUGGGAAGUUACCUGGUAGAACAGAUGGCGCAGGUCCAAAAGAAGUAGGUCUUAGUAGAUUUAGGUACUGUAAAAAUUGGUGUUGAAUAAUUGAACAAAAACAAUUGGAAUAAAGCCUACUUUAUCACUGUUAAAAACUGUUUUAAUACUUCUUAAACUUUUUUAAAGAAAAUACAUGUUUUAACACCUACAAUACGGAUUGUAUAGUGUUUGUGAUUAAAAUUAAAAAAUAAAAGUGAAUGAAUUACUAGUGCUCUUGUAUAGAGUAUUUUCAAGAGCUAAAGAAGUCCAUCCAAAUUAGUCUGCUGGUCAUAGUUAUAUUAAUAGACUGUUAGUUGUCGUUUGAAAGAUCCCAAGAUAAAGUGUGAAUAGGAUGUGUUCAACUGUUUUAACAUGUAGUUUAGGCUUUCAGAAUUUUGCAUGUAGGAUUUAAUAAUUUGUUCAAUAAAAAAAAUGCUUUCAACAUUUUGAACUGGAAAAGCAUGUCACAAUACAACAUUUUCACUAUA